Molecule: messenger RNA, 951 nt
Organism: Phoenix dactylifera (date palm)
Lineage: Eukaryota; Viridiplantae; Streptophyta; Magnoliopsida; Arecales; Arecaceae
Source: RefSeq, a predicted model, not a curated record
AUGCUUAACUUGUAUCCAUUCAAGAGAGUGCUGAAGGUGGCCUUCCUGUUUCUGAUAAAAGGACCUUUGCCAUUGUCGCCAUUGUGGGAUAGGUUUUUCAAAGGUGGUGAAGGGCACUUCAUAGUUUAUGUGCAUUCAUCUCCACGGUACCACCUUAAUGUCUCCAAGACCUCUGCCUUCUAUGGUCGCCAAAUUCCAAGUCAGGCGACCGAAUGGGGAUCGAUGUCAUUGGUAGAUGCCGAAAGGCGUCUCUUGGCCAAUGCUCUGCUAGACUUCUCCAACGAGCGCUUCGUUCUGCUAUCAGAUGGUUGCAUUCCACUCUACGAUUUCGUCACUAUUUACAGGUAUCUAUUGCGCUCCGACCACAGCUUCGUGCAUUCUUACGACGAAGACACAGAAAAUGGCCGCGGACGUUAUAGCCGCCAUUUGGCUCCUGCAAUCAAGCUUUCUCAAUGGAGGAAAGGGGCUCAAUGGUUUGAACUACACCGCUCGUUGGCGGUGAAUAUAGUUGCAGAAGACAAGUACUACAACCUUUUCAGGAAAUAUGCUGGUUCUCUUAACUAUCCUGACGAGCACUACAUUCCCACCUACUUGAGCAUCUUCUAUGGGGCCUCGAUCGCCAACAGGACGCUGACUUGGGUAGACUGGUCAACGAGAGGUCCUCACCCUGCAACAUUUGGCCGCAGAAACAUCACAGAGGGCUUCAUCCAGUCUAUCAGAAAUAAUGCGACCACCUGUUCAUACAACUUCAGGCCAACCUCAGUUUGCUUCCUUUUCGCAAGGAAGUUUUCUCGUGAUGCAUUAGAACCCCUGCUCAACAUCUCUCCAACAGUCAUGAGAUUUUAACAUCUUUUAACUUGAUCCCCAAGGAAUGCAGUCUUCUCACCCAUGCAUUCUUGUCUUCUCUGAUGUGUUUUAUGGCACCAGGAUGGCAAAUAAAUCACCAAAUAU